Molecule: messenger RNA, 1968 nt
Organism: Zygosaccharomyces rouxii
Lineage: Eukaryota; Fungi; Ascomycota; Saccharomycetes; Saccharomycetales; Saccharomycetaceae
Gene: NGG1
Product: histone acetyltransferase NGG1
Exons: 1
Coding region: 1-1968 (655 amino acids)
Biological process (GO): regulation of transcription by RNA polymerase II
Cellular component (GO): SAGA complex
Molecular function (GO): transcription coactivator activity
Source: RefSeq, a predicted model, not a curated record
AUGAGUAAGAGAGGUAAGGCACCUAAAGAUGUGGGUGCUGCUGAAAAUACCUCUCAAGAGGUUCCAUCGGGGCUUUUGUCAUCAAUUCUCUCCACGCUGAGUCUGACAUUUGAGCGGGACACUGGUACGUUAAAUGGAGAUCAUGUACGCUCUGUACCCGAUAGAAUUACACUAGGCGAGCUUCAGUCACUAUUAAAUAAAUUGAGAGUUUCCCUGGACUCAAUUGCAAAAAAUGACGAGCAUAUGAUUAGUAGUAUUGAGAAAGUUAAAACAGGUGCUGCAGAGGCUGCAGCUGCCAAAGAAGAACAAUCUGCCAAAGAAGAGGAACAAGAUGGUGAACUACCGCCUGUUCAAAGAAGGAAAAGGUCAUUGAUGGUUGAAAACGAUGAUGAAGAGGAGGAGCCGACAAAAAGUGCAGAGGGACAUGGAGUAGGCGAUAAAACGCUCUUAGGGUCGGCGGAACCAGAACCAAAGAAACAAAAGACUGAAAUGGAUAAGAUGGAUAAGAUGGAAAAUGAUCCUAGCGUAAGGAAUCCUAAAUCUGAAUUUGUUGUAUCACAGACCUUACCCAAGGCAGCGGCAUCGUUGGGACUUUUUAAUGAAGAAGGUUUAGAAAGUACAGGUGAAGAGUUUUUCAAACGUAAGUACCAAGUAGCAAGUUAUCCGACAGAUGAUCUUAAGGAGCUUCUACCUGGGGAAAUUCCGGAUCAAGAUUUUUCACAUCCAAAACCUACAAAUCAAAUUCAAUACUCGACCUUCCUGGCAUCUGUGGAAAAUUUCUUCAGAGAAUUUAGCGAUGAAGACUUGAAAUUUUUAAAAUCCAAGUACAUUAUACCUUUAAGUUUGGAGGUUAAUAAAUCCUAUGAUCCCGAACUUACGCCAUAUGUAAUCCCAAAACUAGGACCACUUUACAGCGAUGUUUGGUUAAAGGAAGAUGAUAACCAAAGUAUUUCUAGUGCAUCACCACCACCAAUUAAUGAUCCGUCAUCUAUCUUACCGAAGAAAAGUCCAUCAGAUAUCAAUGAUGCCAUGUUAGAGACCGAAGAAGUUUCUUGUGGACCACUGGUGUCUCGUCUUUUAUCUGCCAUACUUAAGGACGAAGGUGAUGGUGAAGACGAGAGUAAAAACUUAGUUAAGGAGGAGAAUACCAGCACAAGCGGUCAAUUUUCAUUGCCGCCUUCUAGAGACGAAGGUGAAAGUCGAGAAGGGACACCGAUGGGGAUGGCAAAUACGCCUGUAAGUGAAGCAGACGAUAAUAAUACUAACAAUACCAAUAACAACAGUGGUAAUAGUAAUAGACCUUUACAUGGUAGUACUACAGGUACGCUACCGAAUCCACAAUUGUGGAAAGUUAAUAGCAUUAAUCUGGAUUAUCCAACUUUUGAGGAAAGGUUGAAAAGAGAAUUGAAAUAUGUGGGAAUUUAUAUGAACAUGCCACGAGAUGAAGGUGGUAAUGGUGAUGAUCCAGAUUGGGUUACAGGCAGAGAAGAUGACGAGAUAAGCGCGGAAUUAAGGGAAUUACAAAAUUCAUUGAAACAAGUUACAAUGAGAAAUCAAAAGCGAAAAACAGCAUUGGUACCAUUGGUAGAAAGACAACUGGCAUGGCAGGAAUAUUCAUCUAUUUUGGAUGAUCUUGAUAAGCAAGUUGAUCAAGCAUAUAUCAAACGAAUUAGAGUGCCCAAAAAGAGAAAGAAGCAUCAUGGUGGGGGAUCUGCAGGUUCUGUAAACCAAGGCACAGCAUCACAGGUAGCGCAACAAAAAGCAGCCAAUUCAAGUUUGAAGGCUCUACUUGAUAAAAGGCAGAGAUGGAUUAAAAAAAUUGGGCCCUUAUUCGAUAGACCAGAAGUAAUGAAGAGGAUGCCGAAGGAAAGUGUUUUCAAGGAUCUGGAUCAAGAGGAAGAGGAAGAGGAAACAGAUGUUUUUGGGCAAAAUAGUAACGGCAAAGAAGAUGAUCUAGCAGAAGCAUAG